This is a messenger RNA of Torulaspora globosa, 1821 nucleotides long. RefSeq names its product Swc3p (gene SWC3). Gene Ontology annotation, molecular function: ATP-dependent H2AZ histone chaperone activity. NCBI's taxonomy places the organism in Eukaryota, Fungi, Ascomycota, Saccharomycetes, Saccharomycetales, Saccharomycetaceae. Gene Ontology annotation, biological process: chromatin remodeling. The record is from RefSeq and is a predicted model, not a curated record. Gene Ontology annotation, cellular component: Swr1 complex. Bases 1 to 1821 code for a protein of 606 amino acids. The transcript has a single exon.
AUGCCCGCUGUACUUCGUUCGAGGAUUAAGGCAGAAGAUGAGGGAGAGACAGAGCCGAAGUCUAGCUCGCCAAAAGCAUUUGGUCGGAGGAUCAAGAGGAGAAAGCGGAAUUCGACUGAUAGUGAGAAUGGCGAGAUAUCUGGGUCUGAUGGGUAUUUAGAACAUUCACAUGGGCCGGUGGGAAAUAGUCGACCCUUUGAGAUGGUUGGUGGUGUUCCGAGUAGCUUAGGAGUGCCAGAAUAUAGCUCAACGCUAACGCACCCAUUGAGUGUCAAGGAUUCAGCGGUGUUGUACUAUUCACUGGUGAACUCCAGAAAAACAUGGGUUCGCGGGGAAAUGUUCGAGCUUUACUUCACCAAGGCAGCCAAACCGGUAAAGGAUUCGGCCGGUGCGACGGAAGCACCAGCCCAGGCCGCGACAAUCCAGAUGCGAGAUAAGAUGCAGAAGCUAUGCGAUUGCACCAUGUUGGGAGGGCCUCACACGUUUCCCGUUAGACUUUUCAUCCUGAAGGAUGAAGAGAUGGAAAAGAAGUGGCACGAUGAGCAGGAUAUGAGGAAGAAAGAGAGAGAGGAGGCAAGAAGGAAAGUCAAGGAGGAGAAGCAGAGGCUUGCCGAGAUGAAGAAAGAAAUGCAGCAGAAGAAGAAGCAGGAAAGGGAAAAGCUACUCCAAUUGCGGAAGGAGAACAAGGCGAAGGGCAGAGUGGAACAAGAAGUCGUCAAGCAGCGACGGAAAAAUGACGUUAAGAAACAGAACGAGCACCAAAACCUGAAGCGAGCAGGAUCUAUAGUAUCCAAUUCUUCGACCAGGAGGUCCCCGGCGCCCAGUUCACAGUCAGUAACGAACCCUAAAAUGAUUGCGAACCUGAAUCUGAUGGCCCAAAAAGACCGUAAGCUUAAUACUUUGAUGGGUAUUGUGGCUAACGGUGAUGCUACUUUGGAACAGGUUGAGGAGUUCAAGAAAUUCAUCGAAAUCGCCAAGAAUAUGCCUCCUCCGCCUGGAUGGACCCCACCGCCGCAAGCUGUACAACAAACGGAGCGGAAGGACGCGCAUCCAAGCGCUAGUAAUGUUGAAGACAGAUCGUCCAACAAAGAUGAAGCGGCUACGAUAUUAAGCAAAGAUCCUGAGAAGGAGCGCGCAGAUGAGGAGGAUAUUAAGCCGACCGUCAAAGGGGAAUUUAAGCACAGUGAGGGGACGGCCAUCAAGAAAGAAGCAAACUCGAGAAGAAAAAAGGGUGAUAAUUCGAUUCAACAGGCUGGAAACAAUUCGGAUGAGAAAUCAAUGCACUUGACUGCUUUCCAGCAGAAAUACGUUCACGGAGCCCAGAUUAUCCUAGAAUACACGGAGUACACUACCCCCAGGUACCUACUGCCGAAGAAUGCAAUCAUAGAGUUUGUUGAAGAUGAUGGUAGUUUUCUUUUGUCAUGGAUUAUUGUUCAUAAUGAUGCAGAUAUAAAGCGACAUCGAUCGAAGAGGAUAAGGGAGCUGUCGAAAAGUUUGAAGUCUGAAGAGGAGAAAGAAGAAUUAGCGAAAAAUUAUGAUGUUUACUCUGAGAGAGGUUGCCCGACGCCCUUAUAUAGCCCAAUGACAGUGAAAUUUACAGGUAUUCAUCCCAAAUUUGCUCGUAUCCUCCUAAACAGUGUUGACCCAGCAGAAAAGGUACGAAAGGCAAUGACUACUAUAAUGGAGAUCGGCACACGAUUAUCAGGCUACAAUCUUUGGUACCAGCUGGAUGCAUAUGACGAUAAGGAUCUGGCCGAGAAAUUGAGAGUUAAACUCAAUGAGCAUGAGGAAGAAUCUAAAGGUAGAAAACACAGGCAAUAG